Messenger RNA from Neoarius graeffei (lesser salmon catfish), 2600 nucleotides. It is a transcript of the gene rangap1a, whose product is annotated as RAN GTPase activating protein 1a. NCBI's taxonomy places the organism in Eukaryota, Metazoa, Chordata, Actinopteri, Siluriformes, Ariidae. The transcript is spliced from 16 exons. The coding region runs from base 202 to 2010 and encodes 602 amino acids. Gene Ontology annotation, cellular component: nucleus; perinuclear region of cytoplasm; cytosol. Gene Ontology annotation, biological process: nucleocytoplasmic transport; signal transduction; activation of GTPase activity. Gene Ontology annotation, molecular function: small GTPase binding; GTPase activator activity. The record is from RefSeq and is a predicted model, not a curated record.
CAUCCGAAUGAGCGGGACGACUCCGCCGGUGUGUGCAUGUGUGCGUGUUGUUCUCCGCUUUCCCACCGAAUAAACCGGAUUAAAGGUGUUGGAGAGGUAAAUCCCCCGCGGUGCCGGUGGCCUGGUGGACUCGGUUUCACCCCGAACGCGCUGAGAGACCCGCGUGUUUGUGCUGUGGGAGGGUUUUAGCUCCUUUAGCUCAUGCUAACUGACGCGUUGUUGUCUGUGGGUGAGCGGAUGGCGUCGGACGUGGUGGCCCAGCUGGCCGACUCUCUGGCCCGGACUCAGGUGGGAGAGGGAGAGCUGAGCUAUAAAGGACAGGGUCUGAAGCUGGACAACGCUGAGUCUGUGGAGGACAUGGUGAAGAAGAUUCGGGAGUUUCAGGGUCUUCGUGCUCUGCGUUUGGAGGGAAACACGAUUGGAGUCGAGGCAGCACAGGCCAUCGCGAGGGCACUGGAGGAUAAGCGCGACUUUCAGUGCUGUUACUGGAGCGAUAUGUUCACGGGCCGCCUGCGUUCAGAGAUCCCUCCUGCUCUGACGUCUCUGGGUUCGGCUCUAAUCUCCGCCGGCGCUCAGUUAAAGGUGCUCGACCUGAGCGAUAACGCGUUCGGACCCGACGGCGUGAAAGGCAUCGAGACGCUGCUGAAGAGCUCAGUGUGUCACACGCUGCAGGAGCUCCGCCUUAACAACUGCGGCAUGGGCAUCGGGGGAGGGAAGAUCCUGGCAGCGGCCCUGAUGCAGUGCCAUAAAGAGUCGAGUAAGCUCGGUGCCCCUCUGAGCCUGAAGGUCUUCAUCGCAGGACGGAACAGACUGGAGAACGACGGCGCCACGGCGCUGGCUCAGGCUUUUCAGUUGAUGGGCAGCCUGGAGGAAGUCCACAUGCCUCAGAACGGCAUCAACCACCCAGGAGUGACGGCUCUGGCCAGUGCCAUGCAGCACAACCCCCAGCUCCGAGUGCUCAACCUCAACGACAACACCUUCACCAAGAAAGGAGCCAUCGCCAUGGCGCAGGCUCUGAAGCACCUCCGCAGUGUGCAGGUGAUAAACUUCGGCGACUGUUUGGUUCGCUCUGAGGGAGCCUUCGCCAUAGCAGAGACGCUGGUACACGGCCUUCCCAUUCUCAAGGAAUUGAAUCUGUCGUUUGGGGAAAUCUCAGAGGAGGCUGCUGUGGCUGUUGUAAAAGCAGUGAAUCACAAAGACCAGCUCAAGAAACUUGAUCUCAAUGGUAACUGUAUCGGUGAGGAAGGGUGUGAGAACCUCCGGGAGCUCAUGCAGAGCAUGAACAUGGGAGACCUGCUGGCGUCUCUGAGUGAUGACGAAGGAGAGCCAGAAGAUGAUGAUGAUGAUGACGACGAUGAUGAUGAUGACGAGGAUGAUGAAGAAGAAGAGGAGGACGACGAGGAGAAGGGGGAGGAAGAGGAGGAGGAGGAUGAGGAUGAGGAGGAGGAAAAUGAGGAAGAGGAAGGAGAAGACGAGCCCAGUGCAACCAAACAGCUAUUCACUCCACCUUCAGUCCCUCGCCCUCCAGACGUCUCGUCCUUCCUCUGCUUUCCGUCUCCAGAGAAACUGCUGCGUCUCGGUGACCAGAGAGUCCAACUGAUCCAGAAACAGGUGGAUGUGACGGAUGUGAGUAAGACUGUGGAGGCCUUCCUGAAGAUCUCAUCUGUGUAUAAGGAGGAGGAUGGUGAGGUGAAGACAGCGGUGCUGGACAGUGUUGAUGCUGUUUUGAGUAAAGCCUUUUCCAUGCCAUCAGUCCAGACAUUUAGUUUCAUCUCUGCGUUACUGGUGAUGCUUGGUCUAUUAAAGAGUGAGGAUAAAUUGAAACCCGUGGUAGUUGUAACAGGCCACCUGCAGUGUUUGGAGCAUGCAGUGAAGCAGAAGUAUUUCCCUAGAGAGCACAUCGCUGUACUCCACGCGUUUUUGGUCAGACAAAACAAGUCCUUGGAUUCGUGUAUCAGUGCUCGAGACAGCCUUCGCACCACCCUGCAGAGACUACUACCCGAGAGCUAGAGAGAGACACACACACACACAGAGAGAGAGAGAGAGAGUGGAUGUUUCUCUGCUCCUGGCUGCACAUCUUUGUGCGUUUUAGAGGAUUUUGGGACUGAAAGGACGUCAUUUUGUAGCAGCGCCUCCUUCAGGAUGAGACAGGACUCAUGGACUGUGGAACGAACACACACACACACACACUCAUGUUGUGCUGUGUUUCCUUUAAAUAAUCCAUCUCUGUAUGAUAAGUAAACCCGUUCUCUAUAAAAGUACAACAAAAUAUAAAAUCUGUCUGUGCUUGUGUGAGGAAUCUUUUCACUGGUUCAACGCUAAGUUUCUGCCUAUAAAUCAUAUGAGCAGAAACCUGGAACCGUGUCUUAAAUCCCGUCUGUACUGCAUGAGACGCUUUUCGCAGAAUUCAGGAUUGGGGUUGGUCAGAAGGUGUUGCUUCAGCGGGCUCCAAAUCGCAGGUUUAUAUAUUAAUGCACUUGUAAAGUUAUCAUUUCUACAGUAACCACUCAUUCACAGUGACCUGUACAGCAGACGCUGCAUAUUAAUAUAAGGCUGAUGACUUUAAAAAAAGUGUUGAAUAAAGGAAAGAAAACCCUGUA